Frankliniella occidentalis (western flower thrips) is the source of this 1369-nucleotide messenger RNA. RefSeq names its product serine protease snake-like. Lineage: Eukaryota; Metazoa; Arthropoda; Insecta; Thysanoptera; Thripidae. Gene Ontology annotation, molecular function: serine-type endopeptidase activity. The coding region runs from base 70 to 810 and encodes 246 amino acids. The record is from RefSeq and is a predicted model, not a curated record. The transcript has 4 exons. Gene Ontology annotation, biological process: proteolysis.
AUCGCAGCAGCGUGUUGGGCGCCGGGGAACUCCGCUCUUUAGUCAGCGGCAAUCAGUCCAUGGAGCAGGAUGUGGACGUCGGCGCGGCAGUUCGGCGCGUGGACAGCGUCAUCAGUGAUCGCGGCACUGCUAGCCUACUGCUCCUGCGCUCCUCGAGGGCUGCCGAUUGCCCAGUCGUGCUUCCACGGCGUGCUGCUGCGGCCCGGACGGUGCGAGCUGCUCAUCAAAUGUGCCGGCGCCAUCCGCGAGCGGCAGGCCGGCGGCCGCCCCCAGCUUUGCGGCUUUCCUUCUACCGGGUUCCAAUCCCUUGUACCUAUUGUCUGCUGCACUACGCCCGCAGCACACCGCCCACCUCCGGUGAAUCCACCCUCCGUGUAUCCCACGCUAGCUCCAACCUCGUCGCCCACUGGCUAUGGCCGCGUCGCCGCAGAGCCAGUCACGGAGUCAUGUGAGAGGCUACUUUCGAGCCCACCAAAAGCUUCCAGCGCACAUCGCUCUACUGCGGACAGAAAGUGCGACACGUACAGGCGCGCCGCGUGCGCCCUGGCUUCGCCCACGCUCACAGCGUCCGCGCCCUCCGACGGUGAGCCGGCCGACCGAAUGGAGUUCCCCCACAUGGCUCUCCUGGGCUACGGCGAUAACCCCGCGGCGCUGUCCUGGUCGUGCGGCGGCUCUCUCAUCGCCCCUGACUGGGUGCUCACCGCUGCACACUGUGCGGCCGCCGGCAGCACACGCGUGAGCUUUGUACUUCUCGGCGCGCUGCAGCGCGGUGAGGCUAGAAACUUACAACCUGAUAUGUUGCAGGGUUAACUUAAAUUGUUUAAACAGCAUUACAGUCAACAGUAAAAUAGAAUAAUAAUUUCCAUUGGAUCUCGUGAAUUUCACACUUUAAUUAAAUGUCGUAAUUUUCCCACGAGCAUCUGUACAAAUACUUCGGAAACCCAAGUUUGUACUAGAGUGCAGUACUUCCUGCAUACUCACAUGUAUUCAGGAGGUAAUGUGUACUUGGUUAAGUAUCCAGUAAAACCUCUAUGUAUUUAUGAAAGAUAUUAAGUGUGUACUACAUAAAAUUACACAGUACCUGCAUUCAAGUACACACUUAGGUUUCCAGAGUAGGUUGCAAGAAUGAAUAUUCCUUAUUGGAAAUUUCCAAACAAUUUGGAAAACAGAAACGUUCCAUUUCACACACCAAAACUACGUAUAGUCAACAAAAAUGAUGAAUUUUAGGAAUUAAUUUAUGUGAGUCAAAAAUUCAAUGACAAUUUUCAAGAAAGUUUUGAACCUUCUAAAUCGUUUUUCAAAUUAUGUUUCCAAAAUGUUUGGAUUUCAAAUUUUCCAGUCAAUUGUUUUGAACUUUCCCUAAACAAUU